AUUGACUGACACACACACAUCAUAGAAUAGAAGAGGACAUUCAAGCUGCUCUUUGUACUUUUCUCCUACUAGUGAGGAUGUGCUUCACCAUAUAAUAUAUUUUCUGAAAUAUUCUAUCCAUUUAAAAUUUUGAUAUAAUUAAAUUGCAUUUUAAUUAACUUGGGUUACGAAUGACGGGGAACUAGUAGCCACACACACGCACGUUUGAGAAGACAUUUCCUUUAAUCUUGUUUUGUAAAACUGACUGAAAAACCACCAAAAAGCCUUCAGAGGACAUUAAAGCUUUUGUGGGUCAACAGGAGGACAAAAGGUUAAGGCUCCACCCCCUUGAAGAUGUCCAACAGUACAGUUUGCCCUCCCCAGAAGCUGCACCCCUCCCUCCCCUGGCUGAUGGUGGUCUUCUACCUGGGCGGCUUCCUGCUCAACGGUGUGAGCUUGUUUCUGUUCCGCUCUCGGGCCAUGAAGUGGAACUCGGGCGUGGUGCUGCAGUUUAACCUGGCCAUAAGCGACAUGCUGGUGACCCCGGCUGCCCCACUCAUAGUGCUCUACUCCCUGUGGGACGACUGGCCGUUUGGGGUGUUCCUGUGCCAGCUCAAGGUGUUCCUGCUCAGCGUGCACAUGUACGGAGGCAUCUGCUUCCUGACGCUCAUCAGCAUUCACCGCUGUUCCACCGUGGCCCGGCACCGGGGCACCUCCCAGUCUCGCAUGGCCAACCCUCAGUACGUCCAGCGGCUGUGCGUGGCCGUGUGGGUGGGGCUUCUGCUCCAGGGCCUGCCCUUCUUUGGGCUGCUGGAUACCUGGGUGGACGGCACGGACAACACCACCAAGUGCCUGAACAUUCACCAGCCCAACAUGAGGGAGCUGUUCUUCGCCUAUAACCUGGCCGUGCUGGUGGUCGGUGUGCUGCUGCCGUUCUGCAUUUUCGGGGCCUGCUACGCCUGGCUGGGCAUCUUCCUGUCCCUGGUGAAGGCCCAGGGGGCGGACAUGAAGGGUCGUGCUGCCCGGGUCAUCGCCGCCUGCAUGUUCAUCUUCACGCUCUGCUACGUACCGCUGCACGUCACGCGCACGGUGGGCGUGACCGUGGCCCUCUUUCACCCUAGCCAGUGUGCGCUGCUGAGUCGCACCGAGGACUGGUACUACGCCAGCUUCACCGUCUCCACCGCCAACUGCUGCCUGGACCCGCUGCUCUACUGCUUCUCCUCCCGCCGUUUUCGGCAGGCCCUGGGCGAGACGCUGCACGACGUGAGGAAGGUCAGAAUACUGCGGAGCCUCUGCCGGCAGAGUGCAGAGAGGGAGGAGUGCGCCGACAAACCAAACAGCAAAGUAGAUACAGGAACAUCAGAUAGCGUUCUUUAGAGAGACCUGUAAGUUAGGCAGGGAUGACAGCAGACAAGGUGGGCAACAAGGAGAAGUUGGGCGGCAAGCUUUCCGAGGACAAGGAGGCCAUCGAGAAGGCGGUGGAGGAGAAGAUCGAGUGGCUGGAGGCGCACCAGGAAGCGGACCUGGAGGACUUCCAGGCCAAGAAGAAGGAGCUGGAGGAGGUGUGGAGGAGCCGCUCAAUGGCGCCCUCUCUGAUUUGCUCCCCCCCCAGCCCUCGUCUCUCUAGAAAAGGGCCACAGGUGUACAUAUCGGACUCAUUGAACUGUAGCGUAACUAUGUAACUAUGUUCUCUGUUCAAAAUUAUUUAUUAAAAUAAAUCUGGUCAUUCUGGAUAAUUGUAGGGAACCUUGGAAAUAAAUGUUUGAUACAAA
Molecule: messenger RNA, 1751 nt
Organism: Conger conger (European conger)
Lineage: Eukaryota; Metazoa; Chordata; Actinopteri; Anguilliformes; Congridae
Product: P2Y purinoceptor 2-like
Exons: 2
Coding region: 334-1356 (340 amino acids)
Biological process (GO): G protein-coupled receptor signaling pathway
Cellular component (GO): plasma membrane
Molecular function (GO): G protein-coupled receptor activity
Source: RefSeq, a predicted model, not a curated record